Messenger RNA from Dioscorea cayenensis subsp. rotundata (Guinea yam), 552 nucleotides. RefSeq lists its product as uncharacterized. Lineage: Eukaryota; Viridiplantae; Streptophyta; Magnoliopsida; Dioscoreales; Dioscoreaceae. The coding region runs from base 1 to 552 and encodes 183 amino acids. The record is from RefSeq and is a predicted model, not a curated record. Gene Ontology annotation, biological process: response to auxin. The transcript has 3 exons.
AUGAUAAAGAACCAGAGCCAACCUGGCUCCUAUAAAUUCUCCAGUCAGCUGCUUGCAUGUAAACAGAGAAAGAUUCAGCAUGCUCGUACCAGCCUUGUCAUUCACGUUUAUCAUUUAUUUGAUCAUGAUCAUGAUCAUGAUCAUGAUCUCUUCACUGUCCACUCUUCUUCUUCAUCUGCUUCAUGGAGGUUCCUAAGGACAUUCCUCAGGAAGUGGAGAAAGCUUAACACAGAGUUGUUAAGCUCUGCAAAAACCAAUGAGUAUUGCCGGUGGGUUAUCCUGAGCCGCAGUACUGCAGAAGAUGAGGCCAUCCCAAGGGAUGUCCCCAAAGGCCAUAUGGUUGUUUACGUGGGGGAAGCUCGCAAGAGGUUUGUAAUCAGAGUCUCAUUUCUUGAACAUCCAUUGUUCAGGGCAUUGCUUGAUGAAGCUCAAGAGGAGUAUGACUUUAACUGUGAUUCCAAGCUGUGCAUUCCAUGUGAUGAAAACAGCUUUCUUGGUGUUCUUCGCUUCGUUAGAUCUCAGCAAGAUACAAAACUCUGCCUCUGCUUCUAA